Parnassius apollo (apollo) is the source of this 546-nucleotide messenger RNA. Lineage: Eukaryota; Metazoa; Arthropoda; Insecta; Lepidoptera; Papilionidae. The record is from the annotation of a GenBank genome assembly.
AUGAAAUCUUCGCUUUUGAAAGUUAGGGAGAAGAGGAAUAAUAUAGACCGCAGUUUCUUUCGGUUCUCAAAGGAAGAAAUAAGGUGCAAGCAAUGGGUACAUGCUGCCGGUCGUCCAGAGUUGAUAAAUAAAACUGUGGAAAUUCUCAAUAAAACUUACUUCAUUUGUGAUUUUCAUUUUCAAGCAACGGAUCGUCUUGUAAAGAAAUUGAAGACUGAUGUAAUUCCAACUCUGAAUUUGCCGUAUCAAGAAAAUGUGAACCCAACAAAAUCCACACAAACGGAAGAUAUUAUUCCAGAAAAGUCGUCAACAAACGAAGCUACAUCACAGACGUGCACUUUUUUAAUUGAAAAUACCGAUUCCAGUACACAAACUACACAAAAUUUGUCAGCCAAUACACCACGUAAAAGGAAAUUGUUAAGUGACUUACGAACAGAGCGUAAAAUACGGAAAAUUUUGGAAACUCAGCAACAAUGUGCAUUUCAAAAAGAUACCAAUAUGUCACCUCAAUUACAAAAAAUUAAUCAAUUGUCAGACCCGUCUUAA